Alternaria atra is the source of this 1638-nucleotide messenger RNA. RefSeq lists its product as uncharacterized. The transcript has 2 exons. NCBI's taxonomy places the organism in Eukaryota, Fungi, Ascomycota, Dothideomycetes, Pleosporales, Pleosporaceae. Bases 1 to 1638 code for a protein of 545 amino acids. The record is from RefSeq and is a predicted model, not a curated record.
AUGGCCUCAAACGUCAAUCCCGACAAGAUGAGCUACAUCUACAACUCGCAGCUCGAUGCCUUUACCCUCUACCACAUUUCCCACGAACGGGACGAACGCAUCGCUGUCGGUCCUGCACUCCCUGCCCUCGGCCACGCCACGUCCGGUGCGCUAGGCACCGUUAUAUCCAAGCUCUUAACAUACCCUCUGGACGUCGUCAUCACGCGCCUACAGGUUCAGCGGCAAUUACACCCUGGUGAGGAGCACCCACACUAUAAUGGGUUCCUGGACGCCAUCGAGAAGAUAUACGAGAGAGAAGGCGGGCCCAAGGCCUUUUACACCGGCGUAGUGCCCGAGGUUCUCAAGGGCGUCGCCGACAGCUUCCUUUUCUUCCUAGCGUAUUCAUAUGUGCGACAGAAGCGGCUCGAUGCGCGAGAUAGUGGACGUAGCUUGCCCGCGCUCGAAGAGAUUGGAGUAGGUGUGUUGGCAGGCGCCUUCUCCAAGUUCUUUACCACGCCGAUCCAGCAGAUUGUCACGCGCAAGCAGACAGCAGCGAUGAUGAGACAAGAGUCGCCAACCACCAUACCUCCGCUAUCCAGCACCAGAGACAUAGCAUGGGAAAUUAGGCGCGAGAAGGGCAUACAGGGCUUCUGGUCUGGAUACUCUGCCAGCCUGAUCCUGACCUUGAACCCUUCCAUCACCAUGCUACUGCACAAGGCUCUCCUUCGAUUAGUUGUACCUAGGGAAAAGCGAGACGACCCCGGAGCGCGCAUGACCUUCCUCCUGGCCGCCAUAAGCAAGGUCCUCGCCUCCACUGCUACCUAUCCGUUCUCGCUCGCAAAGACACGCGCCCAAGUGUCUUCUCAGAAGCCUUCUUCCGGGACUGGUGAGACCUCGGACAAGGAGAGGUCUAGUGACCCGCUCGAGUCGAAAGCCUUACAAGCUAGGCAGCGGACUGUAUUCAGUACCAUCUUACGCAUCGCCCAGACUGAAGGGAUCUGGGGCUUGUACCAGGGUCUUGGGGCGGAAGUACUGAAAGGCUUCUUCUCACACGGUAUCACGAUGUUGAUGAAGGACCGUAUUCAUGCUGUCAUCAUCAGCCUCUACUACACGGUGCAGGAGGCGCUGAAGAAAUAUCCUAGCCCGAGUGAAGUCGCAAAGUCGGCAUCAGACAGCGUUCAUAACGCCUAUGAGCAAGGCAAAGAGCAAGCCAGCGACGCUUAUGCAAGGAGCGCCGGAGUGGUCGGCAACGCAACGGAUUCAGCAAAACAGGCCGUAUCGCAGGGCUCACAACAAGCGCAAGAGCUUGUAGAGAGGGGUAAGCAACAGGCUUCCGAGGCCUACUCGAGAGGUGCGCAAGUAGCAGAAGCGGCAUCGACGUCCGCCCAGGAGGUCAUGCAUAGCGGUUCGCAGCAAGCUGGACAGGUGUAUGAGAAGAGCAAAGACGCUGUUAGUGAGGCUGCCAGCAAUGUUUAUAGCCAGGGCAAAGAUGUUCUGGACAAAGGCCAGACUGCUGCCAGUAACGCGACACAGCAAACUGGAAAUGCGCUUGAGCAGGGCAAGCAGGCUGCAAGCGGCGCAUCGCAGCAGGUUAAGGGUGCUGUUUUGGACGCGGACAUUAAAGACAUCAAUGGUCCUGACAAGGGCAUCAAGGAGUGA